GCAAGUUAUCGUUGGAUACCAGCUGGAUAUGUUUGUGAAUCGAUUGUAUAUUGAUAUAAACAACGUGAAAUGCUUCAUAUUAGAUUUUAAAUUGUUUGAAUGUCUAGAUUCUUAUAUAUUUUUAUAUACAUUUUUAUAUACAUAUAUACUUUUUAAUAUCCUAAUGAUGAGAUAUAAGAAGUUUUGCUUCAUUGCUUUGACAAUAUGAUUCGAGAUUUCAAUGAUAACUUCACUAUCGAAUAUUUGACAUCACGAAACAUUUGAUCGCUCUUCUGCACUGUUUUUGCCAUGUGAUAAUCCGAAAUUAUAUUUAACUUUUAUUUAUAUUAUAUUUUAGAUGUGUGAAUAAUAUCUAAACUAAAAACCCAUUUUUUUAAAUAACCCAGACAUUUAAAUACUUCAUAUAACGUUUUUUUUUUUAAACAAAUGUAAUGCUUAUUGUGUAUAGCAUUGUGUCUUGAAAGCCUCUAAACGUGUUAUUUUUUUUCUUUAUUGUGAUGCAUGAAUAGAAAAAUUAAUUGCUAUGCGUAAAAGAAAGUCCAUGGAACUCCACGUUGUCAUGCCGUCUCAUUUUACACAGACUGUUUCCGCGUAUUAAUUGCUGAUCAGCAGGUGUUCACUUUGCUUAUCAGCGAAUUUCCAGUAACGGCAACAACCGUGGAUUCGUACUAUGAAUUCUUCAAUUCGUGUACAGCUAGCGAAGUGGACAGUCCCGGCGGUAGCUGUUGCCGUUGCAUUCUUUUGGUACAAACGCCGUCGGAUAGACAGAGGUGAACUUCAAUGGAAUGACUCAGGAGGGACUACGAAAUCGAAUCAUGUAGAACCAGUGAUUUUAAAUAAUAUGAAGGAGGUUGAUAUCAACCUGUACGAGUCUAAUGUCCAGAAGGAGAUUAACCAGGAAUCCUCUGUUGAUUGCUGCCACACGCAACAAGAAGAGCCGACUCGCGUUCUAAGGAAGGUCAGCGAGAACAUAGAUAUUCCGUUAAAAAAUUCAACGCCACAAUCCACCUUUUGUAGCGGUAGUCAGAGUAAACACAUAGAUGCAGAGUUUAGCAAUAAUGCGAAUGAGAGUUUUAAAAUGAUCGCCACGAGCGCAUCCUCCCAGUCCAGCAAGAACGUCGACAACGUAACGAGAACAUUUGAAAAUGCCACCAGUGAGGAGCAAACUCUACAUUGCGAGACGGAGCCAUCUAGGCAAGAUUUUACCACGAAUGAAUGUAAUUAUAAGGAGGAUGGACAGCAAUCUGAGGGACACAUCGUGCAAAAUCAGGGACAAGUGGCCGACGAAAGAGACUCGGCCAAUCAAAGCCCAGUUUCCGUAGUUCUAGACGGCAGCGUUACGGACGAAGGCGGGAGCGAAGGAAGCAAUACGGAUAGUGGAAAAGGUGGAAGCAUCAACGGUGGUAAAAAGGACAAUGCUGCACCAACCACACACAAUUUUGCUAUACCGCAACAUUUAGUGGGCAGAUUGAUUGGCCGACAUGGUAACUUUUUACAAAGUAUCCGUACAAAAGCCAACGUCAGCAUAUAUGUCAAUGAUCACCCUUGCGAUGGCGAUCAUAAGAUUUGCUCGAUACGAGGCAGUGUUGAGGGAAUUACUGUUGCGCUUAAAAUGAUAAGGCAGAAGUUUCCAGAGAAAAGGUUUCCGCAGGUAACAUUAGCGGAAAUCUCAACAAUAUCUGAGGUGAAUGAAGAAGCUCCGUUCUUUAUACAGCGGCCCUUGUCUUUGGUUGUUGGUGUUAAUAACGACAUCAAUAUCUCUCAUAUUGUUAAGCCAAACUGGCUUUUCGUUCAGCUUCCGACUCAUCCGUCAUUUCCUUAUUUGCAAUAUCUAGAGGAUGAUAUGAUGAGGAGUUAUUGCAAAGAAUUUUUGCCAAUUCCGGAUGUAUUGAAUAAGGGCGAUUUUGUAGCUGUAUAUUGGAGCGAUAAAUGGGUUAGAGGAUAUAUUGAACGCCCAGAUCCAUCGGGAGAGAGAAGCGUCGUGCGAUUACUUGAUUAUGGUGGUUAUUGGCAGUUUAACAAUUCCCAAUGUAGGCCAUUGUUAUAUAAUUAUUUCAGCUUGCCCUUCCAAGCAAUCGAAGUCUUUUUAGCAAAUAUCCAGCCAAAGAACGGUAUAUGGUCGACAGAAGCUUACAACGUAGUACAAAAUUGUUCCUCAAAGGGAGUUGCCCAAGCACAGGUUGAAGGUCGCAUUCAAACUAAUGUUUAUGCAACUAUUUAUUUUACUAUACAAAAUUACGGACUAAUUUCCCUUACUGAUGAAUUGGUAAUGAACGGACAUGCUGAACAUGUAGCAUGGGAGCAGAUGAAGCCAGAAACACUUGAAUCCAUCUGUACAUAAGAGUUGUAAAAACUCUACUAUUUUCAGAUUUCCUAUCAAACUAUCAUGCAUGAUUUACGGUUCUUAGUCAGUAUGGACUAGAGUUUAGUACAAUCGCCAUUGAUAAUCUCCUUUAAUCGCGUCAAAAUUGAUUAUUUUGCUUUUUGACUUUAUUCAUUCUCGUAUUUCUUUAUUGAAGUCACUGUAAAUAUUCUGACUUAUAUAUUUCCUAAUGGUUGAUUAUCUAUAUAGAGAUAUAAAGUAAAUAACGCAGUAUAUAUAUACAUAUAUAUAUUAUAUAUUAUUCUAACAAUUAUGAAAAUAGAUUAUAUUUCGCUGUACAGGAGACAGAUAUUUUUGUCGCGUUUAAAUAGCAUUUACAGUUACACCCUUAAAUAUUGCUCGGAAAGAACAAUUCUGUAAGCACAAAACUCGUUUCACAUGAGUUCUGACAAGUACAAAAGAUUUGAUUUAGUCCAAUAACGUAAGAACCUUUUUACAUCAAUUCCGAAUUGUAUAUCGCUCGUGAUAUUUUCUCUUUUAUCUGGAAAACUAAAAACUUUUCAUACCGAUAAUGUUAUUUGCAAGAGGAGUCUUUCAAAUAAUUUCACAUAAACGUUCAAACAAUUGUUUUCAUUGUCUUGAGCGCCUUGAGACUGCCGUAAAGAAAAUAUAACUGCUUAACUCUUCUAUAUCCUUAUACCUUUGUGUAUAUUGUAAAAUAAUUUAUCGAUUGUAGAAUAUUUAAAUUUCAUAAGAGAGGAAGUUAUAUAGAUUUGCUAUAAUAUUGGUCGUAGAAUAGAAUAAACAAUAACAUUGUAUUUUACAAAGUAGCGUCUAAAACGUAUUGAAUAACUCAGACGAAUUAGGAAAUUCGUUUCUACGUGACUCAUUCAUUUGCGAUUGAGGACGAUUCGAGAAUCCAUUGAAAACAACUCUAAUUUUUUCAGAUUAAUUUUAGAUAGAUCACUGUAGAUUAAACUUGUUAUCGUAAAAGUUAUUGUUGAAUAUUGCAUUGCAUUUGAUGUCCCACGUUAGAGUAUGAAAUUAUUUCAAAUUUACUACCAAUUUAGAGAUUUGUCUUCCAAACAUUAUUUUUCAGUAGCUUGUAUUUUGUAUAACUUUAUUAUCAUAGCAUAAAACUAUAUUUUAUGCAUGCUAAUUAUUAUCUCAGAAUGAUUUUUGAGAUUUUUGGUGUUUCAAAGAGAUUAAGGAUACUUUGAAUUAAUCCAGACGUAUGUACGUGUAAAACAUAUUCAAUUGUUUACUUCGAUGUCGAUGAUUCAUACGCGAUAUGUAAACGUUGAUCUUUUCUAUGCAAGAUUUCAGUGCAGUAGAAAUUAGUUAACUGAAAAAAAAGAGUAUAAAUAAUUUGUAACUCGUGCAUUGCGCGCUCAACUGGAAACGUUUUGCAGUUAUAUGGAAUGUUAAUAUUUAAUAUUGUUGAUGGAACGUGAUAUAGAAAUAUUUUUCUAGAAAUAUAUACAUGUAAUAUUACAAUCAUUAAAUCGCUCACAGUAUACAUGCUUUCUCGCAAGCUGCGAUUAACUUAGUUUAUUAUAAUUUAUUAUAAUUCUUGAACAAAAAAACAUAACGACAAUAUGGCGCAACAAACGUCGUUACGUAAUAUUCAUUCAUAAUUCAUUUUGUGUAUAUAUACGUAGCUGACUGCAAUUUUUGACAUAUUCAAAUUUUGUACAACACUUAGCUUUAUAUUAAUCAUUUAUAUUAAUUGGGUAAAUUUAGUAGCUUUUGUAUAUUUAUAAUCUUUGGAGUUAUCAGACUUGCAUCAAUCUUUACUGUAAGUUUCUCUUACAUCUUUUAUACAUUUUCUGUAAAAUAUAGCAUAAAAAGAAACAAUAAAGAGAACAGCAUAAUGCUAAGAUUUAAGCCAUUGUUUUGUAUUGUAAAGCAGAAAUAAAGAUGUUUGUAAAUAGUCAAA
Messenger RNA from Solenopsis invicta (red fire ant), 4262 nucleotides. RefSeq names its product A-kinase anchor protein 1, mitochondrial (gene spoon). The record is from RefSeq and is a predicted model, not a curated record. The transcript has 6 exons. Lineage: Eukaryota; Metazoa; Arthropoda; Insecta; Hymenoptera; Formicidae. Gene Ontology annotation, molecular function: RNA binding. The coding region runs from base 671 to 2341 and encodes 556 amino acids.